AUGGUAUGCUGAAUCAAUAGUAUAUAUUUAGGAAAAUCUGGCUGUGGCCCAAACAUAUUUUCCUCCAUAAACAACAUUUGUUUCAAUAUAUGACCAAUAGAUUUCAUCACCUUUUUAAAAGUCUUUACUUGUAUAAGAUUCUAAAACAAAAGAAGACUUUAUAUUAUUAGGAACUGUAAAAUCAUAGAAUUGUUAUAUAAAAUAUUUUGAGUCUAAUAUUAUUGGAUUCAUUUUUACAUUUAGUCACUUAAUCAUAUUUGAUGCAAAUAUUAUUCUAGAGUAUUGAAGUUUUUGGGCAUUAUUCUGCACAACUUCCAUCAGAUACUGCAAUAAACCCAUCUAAACAUUAUGAACAAGUGUAAUAUUUCUCACAUUUUAAACAAUACAGUGGACAAUUUGCAUUACUCAAUAUUGCAUAAGUUAAAUACCAUCCAGAAUUACCAGAUCUAAAUUUAAAUAUAUAAUCUUUACGUAAAGUUCCCUUUAAUUGAAAAAGUGAAGCUUCCUUAUUCUAUAUAAAGAUUAGCAUAUAAUAAUAAAGCUUUUGCAGUUUAACAACCACUUAAUACUGUGUUAGAUGCAGAAUGA
Molecule: messenger RNA, 588 nt
Organism: Paramecium pentaurelia
Lineage: Eukaryota; Ciliophora; Oligohymenophorea; Peniculida; Parameciidae
Source: the annotation of a GenBank genome assembly